Molecule: messenger RNA, 2328 nt
Organism: Moesziomyces aphidis
Lineage: Eukaryota; Fungi; Basidiomycota; Ustilaginomycetes; Ustilaginales; Ustilaginaceae
Source: the annotation of a GenBank genome assembly
AUGGGCAAAAGAGGCCUGCCUAGAGCGUCGUGCGAGGAGUGCCGCCGCAAAAAAGCUCGAUGCGACUUGCCCGAUCGCACGGCGCUUGGUGGCACCUCGUGCACCUGGUGCUCAGCCAAGCGUCUGCCGUGUCGAUUGGAGCAGGGUGCGCGAGGCCGACGACACGAAUCAGUGCAGAGCAUACCGUCGAAAGCCUCAUCACCCAGCACAGCCCCAUCCUCAACAUCGGAUGCAUCUGCGACUCCAGCGCUGCCGGACGAGCUCUAUCUACCCGGCUCCCGACACCUUUCUCGGUCUGCCUCGGCUGUGGGAUCGGCUAACAGCCAGACGACCACCACAAACACCAACAGUGCAGUUUCAGCACACAUCGGCUCGCCUGCUUCCGCAACUGGGGCCAUUCCGGCAGCCGGGCUUCUCGAUGUACCUGGCCUCAGCUACCCGCUGCUGCAAGAGACAAUCGAUGCCUACUUUGCCACCGCAGGCCAUCUCAACCCUUCGCUCGAGCAGCACGACUUUCGACGCCGCUGCCGCGCAUACUUUGCGCCUCUCUUCUCCUGUGCGCCCGACCACGUAGCCGAAGAGAUCUCGCCACUCAUCAUCCUCGCCGUCGCAGCCGUCGGCAUCGCGCACACCACACGCCCCGCACGAUUCGACCUUCAGCGUCGCAUAGUACUGCGCGCAGAGCAGAUCGCAAAGCUUGGAAUGCUCCCGCACGGGCUCGACGGAAUCACCGCCGUGCUCAUCCUCGAAGGCAUCGCUUACACCGCCGAAGGCGCUCCCAUCUUCUGGCCCAAGAACCCCGAUCCACUCCACCUCCAUCCUUUCAGCCACGAAGCUCCAGUGCGUCUCACCAGACAUCUCAACCUCCACCGUCACACUUCCAACACCAGAGAGACUCUGCUCUUCUGGCAUAUUUACGCUUUCAACUGCUGGCGGCCUGAUACAUUCGAGUAUCUGCAUCCGCGCGAAGUGGAUCUCGAGCGCCCGCCGCGCGGCACACUGCUCGGAGACUGGCACGACAGCUUGCUCACGCUCGGCGAGAUACAUCAAGAGAUUCACGACCUCUGCUGGACCGGUCCCCACCGCAAGCAAGGAAUCGCUCCUGCACAAAUCAUCUCGCUCCUCAAGCGCCUGCAUGAAUACGAGCGCGCCCACAUUGGCUCGCUUGCUUCCCAGACGAUAGCCCAGCAUUCCGAGGCGGAUCUGGGCAAGAGCGCACAGCAAGGCCUCGUGCGGAUACUCUACUACAACACCAUCAUGUCGCUCGAGGCCUACGCACGCGUUGCUGGCCUCGAAGCAGGAAGCGCAGACGUAGCCGAGGCGCGCACCAUGCUCCGCACCAACACCACACGUGCCUUUAGUCAGAUCGUCCACAUUGCCGCAGAGGCGGCCCAACGCGGCUACUUUGGCUUCCAUGUGCGCGCCUUUCGUUCCCUCACGGUCGGAUGUGUGAUGUGGUGCAUCGAACGCAUCCGCCGCGCACACGAGCAUGCACGAGUCGAUGCUGGCCUCUGGCUCACCUCCUGCGGCGAGCGCAUGAUCGACGCUAUCGAUUCCACCACUACGUGCUGCGUCGAUACACCACCGCUCGUCUUGGAGCUGCGCGCCCAGCUCUUGCAAGCACAGCUGAUGCAAGAGAGUGCAGUACAGCUGCCGCCGCCAGCCAUAUCGCCCUUUGACGGAAGCGACGCCAGCGAGCUUUGGUCUUGGCUACUCGAUCCCGCCUUCUACGAUGCGAUCCAACCUAAUGAACAGGAGGUGGCUGUCGCAGGAGCGGAACGCGGCGUUGUCGAAGAUCUGGUUGAGGACAGCGAGCUUCUAGCGAUGGGUCUGGAAAAGGGCUCGAUGGGAGCAAGGGCGAGGCCUAGCUUGCCUGCGGCCAGCAUGGUGACGAAGGCGGCAGGAUGCUCAGACGAGAUGCUGCGAUCUCGAGAACAUCUACAGCCGCGACUCUCGAAGCCUGAUCGACUUGUGUACGAUUCCGUCCGAGCUCUGACUGUGAGUCUGUCAACGUGGGCAUCAAAUGACGGUACUCUAUGCGUGUGCACUACUUGCAUCGCCGCCUACGAGUCCGACGUGGGCAUGGCCACACAGAGCGGAUGGCCAAGCUCAGGCUCGCUCUCUCGUCUGCGGCGGCGGUGGAUGGCGCUUGACGAGCCUGUGAACCCAGAAAAUCUCGAAGCUGGCCAGCGCUGGCCAUGCUGGGUUUCUGGGAGGCAGCUCGGCUGGUCGGGACGCGCACGUCGGCAGGUGUCGCGCAAAAGUCUCCGCCCCGCCGAAUCCAAGGAGAUUUUGAAGUUGGCGCGCGAACGCCCAUUUGCAUUUUGA